GAAUUUGGAAGCAGAAAUUCGGUAUUGGCGCUACUUUUAAAGUUGGUGGUUAGUUUCGUCACCUUGUAGCUCGAAUUCUUCCUGUCAACAGUGGUUCUGUAAUUUGUAUUGGUUGUUACUUUUAGCGAAACAAUCCAGGAUCUCAUCAUAUUUAUGGAUGGUGACAUUUUGAAUGUUUUGAAUUCUAUCAAAACUGUGGGAAAAGACAAUGCUGCAAUCUGUAUUCCCUUUGAGAGACUUGCUCAAUAUUUAUUACUUGAUAAGGAUAGUCUUCCGAGUAACCUUCGCUUAUCACUCAUUGAAUGUAUCGCGAAUAUGGCGUUCGAUCCAUCAAUCAUCGGAUUAAAAGGUUUUGAGUUAUUAUUUCCUGGUUUGUGGAAUUUGGUAUAUCUCUCCCCUUCAACGGACAGAACUAUAUCAUCACUUGUAUUCCCUGUAUUAAAUCAGAUUAUACAGUUUAAUGCCUUUGUCGAUUUCAAUGGUAGCCUUCCAUCUGUUUUGACUAUUUCAGUCAAAAAAACAUGUGAAUUAUAUAUGCCUGAAACAGAUUGUCUCUUAUUUUUGAGUGAACUUCUACGGUAUGGUGUAAAAAACAAUAUAGAUUUGGAAGAUUCUAUAUUAAAGAGCUUGGCCGUUUGUUGUGAAAAAUUCGAUCCAUCGUGUAAAGAUGAUUUACUUUGGAAUUACUUAAUUUUAAUGAUAAAAUUAAUAAAUUUAAUGCCUACAAUUGAUAAUGGUAUAGGUUUAUUAGAACAUCUUAAACAUCCAAUUCUAUUUUGUUUGAAUUGCUUGAAGACUGAACGAUUUUACAGCAUCAAUAAACAAUUCUGUAUAGUUCUCCAAUUUUUGGUCGCUUUGUCAAACGUUUUUCAAUCAUUAAAAUGGUUGGAAAAUUUUUGCAAUCAAACUAAUCAUGGUGAACCAUUUACUCUUGUUGUUACAACCCUUACUAUUGAACUACGAUUAUAUCUGACUCAGAAAUCCUCAGGAAACAAUAACAGUAAGAGUGUUAACAAUAAUGUUCAGUGCGUUUUGAAUUCUGGCAGUGAGGAAGAGAAAACUUUCAGAACAUCGUCAGAAAAUUGUACAGAUAUAUUGAUUUGCUCAGAUUCUUCAGUAAUUAAUUGCAAUAUAUUAGAAGCAUGUUUACUUUUAUUUCAAUAUUGCCUACAAGAGUUACAGAAGAGUGACACUGAUGAUAAUAAUUUAGAUACUGUUAAUAAAUGUAGUGACAAUUCUUCUUAUCGCUCCUUAAUUUCAUAUGCUACUGACGAUACAGUGAAAAAUAUUUGGUUACAAUGUUUAGAUACUGGUGAAUUGUUACGAAAUUUACUGAGUUCAUUUAAUCCUUCUAUAAAAAAUCAAGAUCCCAAUUGUGAAAUAUGUACUGAUACACACUUUUUAUGGGAUAAGUCGGUUGAUGAAAUUAAACCUCUUGGUACAGUUUUACUUGAAACAUAUUUCAGUUGGAUUGAAUUAUACUUUAAGACACAUUGUAUGGAACUAGAAAAGGAUUUGGAAAUCAUGUCUGUUUUUAAAGAACUAUUCAAUAACUAUUUAACUCCAGUUUUACCGAUUUUGGAUACACUGAUGACAAAUUUCUUUGAAAAUCAUCGCUUGUCAACUGCCUCGCAUCAAAUUUCAUCUACAGAUAAUUCGAAAAUCGUUCAAUCCGUUGCAAACAUUUCAACUAUUUUAGUUCAGCUGUAUAGAAUUCCUUUAAAUACUGGCUUGUCUGCUAACCUAUUUGGAUAUAAUUCGACUGGUAGACCAUUUCGUGGAAAUAUGGUUUGCAAAUGGUUGAAGGAGAGUUGUUGCGCGAAUAUUAUAACUGCCCAGAAAUCUGAUAUGUGUUCAUUCGUUACCCUUGUUACUAACAUCUUGGAACUUAUAAACAAAUGUCUGUUGAAUACACUGUUACUCGACACGAAGGACAGUAUACAUGAAACCAAUUUACUUAUGUGGCUUUUGAGUCCUGGUGAAUUAUUGAAAUUUUUUGUUGGUAAUUGGAUCUCUUUUGUAGAUUCUCUAAUUGUAAAUCAACCAUCUCUUUGCAUAGAAUAUAUUUGUACAGUUAUUAAAAUAUGGAUAGUUUAUUACAAAUGGUCCAAAUUAUUCAGUUCUAAUUUAUGUGAUCAAAUGAAAAAAUAUCUAUCGGAUAUUCCUGAUGAACUUUUGAAGAGAAUCGAUAAAAUUUUAUCUUUGUUUGAGGUUGCGUCAUUGGAUCCUUCAGCUGGAUAUCAUCUUUCUAAUCUUGGCGACGGUAAGUUUGUAGGGAAAAAUACCGCUUUUGUUGGUGAAUAUGACAUCAUUCAUAUCGUUUAGUGGUAAAUAUUCAUACAAAAACUUUUAAUUAUGUAUUGGCGUAAACUCCUUUAAAAACUUUCAUUUUUUAUAUAAGGUUUCAAAAAUUAUGGGUUUCUCCUCAUGUUGUAUCCAAUAAUAUGUAGAGCUGUGGUUUAGUGGUUACAGGACUGGGUUUCCCAACAGUCGGUUGCGGAUUCAAACCUCAACCCACUUCAAUUUCAGCAGGCGAUUAGUAUGUAUCCCUAGUUCCCUCAUGCAAAUAAUGUAACUCAAAGCUUAGUGCUUAGACCUGUAUUCAGAAGAUAAAUCGCAUUUUUAAUAUAAUCCAGUAAUACACUAUUACAUCCUACCAUUUUGCAUUGAGUUUUAUUUUGUACGUUGUACCAGAACGACGAAUGUUGAGUAGCAGUUAAAUUGUGGGUUAUUACGUGCAAUUUGUCGCCCUCACAAAGCCAAACAAAGCAGUGGUAUUUAGAUACAAAGAAUCUCAUACAUUUCAUAUCAGUGCAGCUUUGUAUCCUCCAGGUUUAUGAGUCUUCAAUUAGAAGAUCAUCUUUUAAAAAUCUGAAAGAUACAUUAUAAACGGGAACAUAAUUAUCAUCAUCGUUCAUUUGAAAGAUGAAGUAUAAAAUUUAUUAGAAAUAUAUAAAUUACAGUGUGACCAUGGCUGUCUUAUAUUCUAGGCUGUCUCAUGGCGUUAAAAGCCACUAUAUUGCACCUCAUUUAAGGUAUUGUGUAGAACUGUUGAAUUACAAUCCAAUGCAAAUGUAAUCCAUUCCAAAGUACAGGCUGAUUGAUUAAUAACAGGGCUAUAUCUUGACUUAUUUCAUUGUCUGGUUAUGUGCAAUACAAAGCCUCAAAAUAUACCGGAUAAGGAAUAUGAUUAAUAACACUUUUCCAACUACUCAGUUACACUUUCUCAUAAUUCAGCACUGUUAUUAAAUAAAUCGAGUUAUUGAUCAUCCUACUAUUCUUCGAUCUUUUCAAUGUAAAAAAUUAUUGUGUGAAAAUGAACCAUAAAACGUGAAAAGAAACCGAAGCCAUGACAAUAAAAAUGAUCAUAUUAACUGUUUUUGUGUACAAAAACGUGGCUUUGACAACAGUUAUCAUGAUUUACUGGUCCUCGAUAGUCAUUGAAUUUUGAAAUCACUUGAUAAUUGCUUAGUAGUGUAGUUCAUCGACCACUUCAGUAAUUCCAUUUACAUUUCUCCAUUUCUAUCAGUCGUAUGCUUUUAUGAACAUUUUUUUCUAACUGUUUCGCCUAAAAUCACAUUAGCUUACGAUUAAUAAUAAUUUACUGACUGUUGAAAACGUAACUUAAUAUUUUUGUGUUUUGGUUCAGUUUUCACCGAAGCCGCUAAUUUGGAUACACGGUUCUCAGACAUCUCUACUCUUGUUAGAGACUUUUAACUUGUUCAUUUUCUAUAUUGUCUACAGAAUAAUAACAGUUGAUUUCCAUCACUGGAACACAGAUAUCAGCAACAAUAAAAGUUUAUUCAG
This is a messenger RNA of Schistosoma mattheei, 3807 nucleotides long. The record is from the annotation of a GenBank genome assembly. NCBI's taxonomy places the organism in Eukaryota, Metazoa, Platyhelminthes, Trematoda, Strigeidida, Schistosomatidae.